This is a messenger RNA of Zymoseptoria tritici IPO323, 1179 nucleotides long. RefSeq lists its product as uncharacterized. NCBI's taxonomy places the organism in Eukaryota, Fungi, Ascomycota, Dothideomycetes, Mycosphaerellales, Mycosphaerellaceae. The coding region runs from base 1 to 1179 and encodes 392 amino acids. The record is from RefSeq and is a predicted model, not a curated record. The transcript is spliced from 6 exons.
AUGAAGCUCUUUACCAUUCUCCUGGCUGUUCUGCCAGCCGCCCUCGCCGUGGCCGUGGCCGAUCCCGCACCACAAGGAGGUAUAUGCUGCAACUAUUGCCAAAAGGGCAGCCAGUGCGCCAAGAACUGCGUGAUCUGCCGGCUGUGUAAGUUGAUCAUCGACGUCGUCGAGGAGCGUAAUGAGAGGGAGAGACAAGAGCUGACGACAGCUCGGAAUGACAUCAAGAAAAUCCUUCCGACAGCCAUCGCAAUCAUGGGUAGUAUCUCAAAUGAUCCUGUCAUCCUUUUCGGAUAUCCUUUCUCUCCAUAUGUUCAGAAGAUCGCGCUGCUCCUCCAUGUCACCGAGGUUCCGUUCAAAUUCCAGGAAGUCGGUCCGCUGAUUCCUCGGCCUGAGCUCGAAUCUAUCGGCAUCACGUACCGCCGUGUGCCAAUAUUGGCCGUUGGCAAGGACAUCUACUGCGACAGCAAAGUCCAGCAGCGAGUCAUCCUUGAGCGACUCGCGAAGAAGCAGAUCCCGACAUCUAUCCACGAUCGGGCAUGGGAAGAAUGGGGCUUUGUCGCUUUCGACCAGACUCUGGGUCUUGCGCCUGGCAAACUGAUGACACCGGAAUUCGCCAAAGAUCGCGGUUCGAUCUAUCCGCUGUUGAUCCGGCCGGACUUUGACACGCUUCGAGAGUCGGCAGUUGCGGAUCUUCACAGUCGUCUUGACUACCUCGAAAACACCGUACUCAAGGAGACCAAGUACAUUGGCGGCAACGAGAUCACGCUGGCCACGAUUCAUGCAAUUUGGGGUGUGCGAUGGGAUUUGCAUGGUCUCGAGGAUCAACCCCCUGGACUUGGCGAGACACACCCAGCGGUCGGCAAGAGUCGAUUUCCCAAAGUGCAUGGCUUGAUCGACAGUCUGCCUCUCCCAGAGUUCAAGCACAUCAGUUUCGACGAAGCGAAAGAGCAGAUCUUCGCCUCCCGAUACACUUCCGAGAUCACGGGCCUACUCAAGGACGAGCCGACCGAGAUCCAAGUCGGCACCCUGGUCACUGCUGACAGUCUUGGUUCGGAGCCCCGCAAGCAUCCUGUACACGGAAAACUUCACGCAACGGAUGGUUACGAGUUCGUCCUCGAAGUGCCCACUGGACUGCGCAUUCACUUUCCACGCGAAAGCACUAUUCUGCGCAAAGCUUGA